CUGACGUGACAAAAGGUGUGUAAACGUGUAAAGACUGAAAAACAGUGGAGUUAUUCCGCCAAGGUGGGGCAGAGUCAGGUGAUCAUCGGGAGCUAGCUUUACGCACUGACACGGACAAUGGCAUUCUGGGAGCACUGUGCAGGGAGAAGGCGUGCUUUCUUUGACUCAUAAGGGUUGUUUAGAUGAUUAUAAGGCUUGAGUGUUAAGUGUAUUUUGUGGGUUUAGUUGUUUAGGAAGUGAUACCCGUUGGAGGAAGCCCCUCGGAUGGUCUGUGGGAGGGGCGACACCAGCCCGACCGCAGUCACUCAGUCAGUCAGUCGUUAGGUGCUGAAGCUGACCGGAGCAUCCUCAUCUUUCCUCAUCCUCCUUUAUCUGAUUUUUUUUUGGGAUUAUCUUUAUCGGAUGCUCCUCUGCCCCGCGAACAGCCCCUGCUUUGGCUGAUGGAAAAAGACAUCCGGAAAAAUGUGCGCGAAUGUGUUCGGAGUUUUGAAAAGCCUGUUUGGGAAGCCCUUUGAUGGAGGGAAGAGGAUGGACCAUGGAGUCCCACAGCAGCAGCAUCCGAUGGAGCAGCAGCAGCAGCCGUAUCACCCGCAGCACCCCGCCAUGAUGCGGCUCUACGAGGUGCAGAAACAGGUGGAGUCUCUCGGGCCGCAGGUGUGCACGUUCAGCGGCAUGCAGAGCGACCGCGACUACAAGCGUUUGGAGCGCGAGCUGACGCGGCUGCUGCUGGACGUGGACCAGGUGGACACGGAGGGCAAGCCGGAGCUGCAGGGGGCCAGAAAGAGAGCGGCGCAGGAGGUGGAGGGCCUCCUACGCUACCUGGAGGAGAACGCCACGCACCCGUCGCGUCUGGCCAUCGAGGAGCUGAGCGACAAGGCGCGGCAGCUGAUCGACGAGCGGGUGGUGGUGCCUCAGCGUUCGGGCGGGGUGACCGAGAUAGGCGACGACCUGGUGGACACCCUGCAGGAGCUCGUGCUGAGGCUCACCCAGGUCAAGACCGAAGGGAGGGUGCCGCUCCGCAAGGCGCGCUACCGGGCACUGACGCGCCUCUGCGCCGUGCAGGAUGUCCUCGAGGGCCGCACGCAGCAGCAGACCCUCUCCCUGCCGCUGUCGGGGGAAACCCACGAGUCGGUGAGCCGCAUCAACCAGGUGAUGGUGAAGGUGAGCGUGGCGCGCAGUCAGCUGGUGGCUCUGCUGAUGGGGCUGAGCGGCAGGGACAGCUGCGCCCACCUGUCCCGGAUCCUGACGGAGAUGCAGGUGGAGCUGGACGCCUUGGAUGUUUCCGGGAACGCGGCGAUCAGAAAUUACAGGAAACAGGUGGUGGAGGAGAUUAACGGGCUGCUGAAACAUCUGGACCUGGAGGGAGAGGGAGAGGACACACGCAGGUACGACUUGGCUCAGAACAACUCCAUCCGUGAGAUCGAGGCGGUGAGAGCUCACGUCUCCCACCUGCGAGAGGGCGUCCUGCGGCACUGCUACAUGGGAGACCUGAGCUUCAGACCCAAAGCCGAGCUGCAGAGCCUCCUCACUCACCUGGACCAGGUGGACACGGCUAAGAACCCUUGCAUCAGAGAGGCACGCCGCCGCGCCGUGGUCGAGGUCCAAGCCAUCGUCACCUUCCUAGACCUCCGCGAGGCUCUGGUCUGCCGCCAAACGGGUCCCAGCGAGCAUCCGUCGCACCGGUCCGUGUGGCUGGUCCUGGGCAGCCUGUCGGACCUCCAGGCGCAGGUGCUGGGCUUCGAUGGAAAGCGUGCCGACAAGAGCUACAUGAUGCUGGAGGAGCUGCUGACCAAACAGCUGCUGGCGCUGGACGCUGUGGACCCGCAGGGCGACGAGAGCACCAAGAUGGCGAGGAAGCAGGCGGUGAAGUUUGCCCAGAACAUUCUCAACUACCUGGACAUGAAGACGGACGAGUGGGAGUACUGAUCCGUGAGAAAAAAACUUUGAUGGGAGACGUCGCUGCAGGAGUGGAAAGGUGGUCGAUGAUAAUGUCUGUAAAUUCAAAAAAAAAAAAAAUUAAAAACUGGCACGUUAUCAUUCCAUGGGUUGUAAAUAUUGACUCAAAUCCCCAGAAUGCACUGCAGCAGCGCUUUUAUUUAGUUGUGGUAGUUGUGGCCGAUCCUGCAGAGAAGUCAACAACACAGAACUCCUUUUGUGGAACACAGUUGGAAUUAUUUUUGGGUGCUCUUUUUGAAAAUUUUCUUUUCAAAUCCCACAUUUGUGUGUGUGUGUGUGUGUGCGUGUGCGUGUGUGUGUGUGCGGUCGUUUGUUUGUGCGUGUGAGAUGUCGUCGGUUGUCGUCAUGUUUGGUGUGCGUGGUCGUUGAAGCCUGCUGCUGCCAAAACACUAAAUAAUGCCUGUUUUAGUGUUUGUUUUCUCCAGACUGCACUUGAUAUCGACAAAUCCCCCCGAGUGUGAUGGAGUGCUUCACAGUUGCUUCCCCCCCCCCCUUCCCCCCCCCUGUCUGGCCCAAUUGAACCAGUCGAUGGUAGAGUAGCAGAUGCAUGUGUUAAAUACAGUGACCUAAUUAAGAAGAGUCCAGUACUACCACGAGACCCGGGUUCAGCCCUGUUGGUUCAGUGCAGAUUUCGGCCCUAAAAACAUCAAAAAUCUGGAUUAUUUUUCCUUUAAUUCGACACCUCUUGAAUUGAAAUCAAAAUAAGUUUCAUGUCUAUUUGAUAGCAUGAACAAAACUUAAAUUUGAAUUUAAUUAAAUUUGCCGUUAAAUGUGCUUUUGCACCAUCGCUAAAGGUUUUUGGGGCCUUUCAGAAGCUGAAUGUGAGGUGACAAAUCAGGCGGUUUUCCCGCUGCUGUUGCCUGCAGGUAAUCUGUGUUUAAACAGAUGUAAUUAGAGGGAGAACUGUGGGAGUUUGCAGCUUUGGCGUGAGGUCACUCGCCACUCCUGUGCGACCCUGUUUAUCCCCCUCAGCAUUUGGUCCGCGUCUCUGGUCGCGCUCCAGUUCACACAGACGUGGCACACUCUCCAAAAAAACCCUGCAAACCGCAGCUGUCGCGGGUCAGCCGGUCAAAUAUCAGCAGAAAACAUGAGAUCAUAUCAGCGUCAGUGAAGUUUAAUGUUGUGAGGCAGCCUGUCAGCUGUGAGAAAGUUGUUUGAGCGAGAGCAGGAUGUUUGAAAGAUCAAAGUACCUUCCCCUCUUUGCUGCCUGUGUAGCUGUUAGUCUGUAAUGUGCUUCAAAUGUUUGUUGUGAUUUUGUGUGAUCGCGUAAGGCUAUAAAUGGAUCAGGUUUUAAUUCAGAGACGGAGGAGAGUAGGAUUUUUUAUUUUUAUUAUUUUUUUGCUACUGCUGCUGCUGCUUUUUGUUUCUACCCACUGCUUUCUACUAAGUGUGACUGUGCGAGGUCCCUGGAGAGAGAGAGAGGAAGAGGAAAGGAGGCAGCGAUAUCCUCUGGAUUGACACAUCAAGGAUGAAGAUAACGGGGCCAACAGUUGCGUCCUGUGCGGUGGAGAGUUUUGACGGUGAUCAAGGCCGACGGAGCCUUCUAGAAGCUGCUCGAGACAGUGGGAGGGAGGGGAGGGAGGGUAAGGACUGGGAGAGAAGUCCAAAUCUCUUGUGCCUUUAUUUUCACCCUUCCCUUUGAGCCGGUUUGUUGUCGUGCAGCGACUGAAGAAGGAGCGAAGCAGCUCCGUUCUUUUUGUAUUCAUACUAAAGCACCGAAUGUGUUUAAGGAGAGAGCACCUUGGCCACUGUCGCCAACGAGGAAUUUGCACUACCUGUCAGAAAAUUUCAUGUCAGUAUUUAAUCCCCCCCGAUGAGGACUAGAGGUGGUGGAGUUCUGGUCAAUAAAUUGCAGUAUCACAGAAGGAUAAUAAUACUUUGUGCUGCAGGCAAUAAAAAUGAGUCACAUUGUGCUUUCACACUGCAAACAGCAGAGCUGAUGGGGAUCUUGCUCCAAAAAAGCAAUUUGGCAACAGAAGCCCAAAUUUCAAAGGACAAGGCUGAAUAAUUAGCAUUACUAAGUUACAUCACAGCUUCCUGCUGACCUGUGAUAAUGAAUACGUUCAGUUCUGAGAUGAUCGUUUCUGCAGAACAUAUUAAAUUUCAGAGCUCAAACAUGACCUCGGAGUCAGCGGCUGAGAAAACAAUUACAGCUCAUCUCAGUUGUUUUGAAGCGUUCGAUCAUAGCGCUCGGUCUGUGUCAGGAAGGUGGACUUUUUCCUUUAACUUAAUUUCUUGCAGAGCACUUUAAAAUCUUAAAUAACAAUAAAUAAUAAACAUGUCAGGCGGCAUGUUGUUUAAGUUUCUCUCCCCUACAUUUAGGGCUAGACGAGCAGCAUUCAGUCAUUUCAUAUUGUGUGACUGAGUGCUGUCAGACGGGGCCCCCUUAGGGAGGUUUCUAAUUAUCAUGGCAAACUUUGCAGAACUUCAGCAACUGCUUUGGUUUAAAGUUUGUCAACUGAUGUUCACAAGGUCAAAAACAAACAUUUAAUUUGAUAUUCAAGCAAACAGAAUUCCUUAAAGUGCAGGAAAAGAAUGGAAAGUCUUCAUCUUUUCUGAUGGCCAGUUAGCAGCUAACGAUUUAAAAAACUAGCUGAAGCCAAACGACCUCACCCCACUGACCCCUCUCUUGAUUUUCCAUCAGCUCCUUUUUUUUGACCUUUUUGCAGUGUGAACGCCAAACUAAAGUGUCAUGUAUUGAUCGUUACAAAGUUGACAUUUCAUUCGUUUGCUCGUCCCGGCUGCUUUGACAGUUCCGUGUGUCACUGCUUUUUUUUUUUUGGAAACACAAAAAAAAAAAAAAACACAAUGCAGUGAACUCCCACAUGCCGCGUACAUUGAGCUGCUGCUGGAGGCAUUUUUCUGGCUGGUAGCCUGCAGCUCGGCCUCCUGGGUAUGGAGCUGACUCAUGUGGGAGAAGAUUAGAUUAAACAGUGUUCAUUAAACAUUGUCAGCCGGCCUGGCUGCUGUUGCAACAGAUGCUUUCUCACAGCGAAACCUUAUGCUCUCUCGUAGACCAAACCCACCCGGACACACCUUAAGUUCACAUGCUCUUUUUUGUAUGCAGUAUUAUAUAAAUAAAUAAAUAAUGUACAUUGGAUUCUAGCGGUUCAAGGCAUUUCUGUACAUUUCUUAUUCUUUUUUGGGAUAUUUUAUCAAAGAUUUUACAUUAUAUAAAGACAUGUUACUUCUGUUUCAUUGUUAGAGGUGUCUUAAAGCUUUUUUUUAUUCAGUGUUAUCGACAGAUUCAUGAGUGGACGUUCUGGAAACCUAACAGAUUUAUUCUCUGUGGUUUAAAGGUCACAUACAAAGUACUCUUCACCAUGUUCCUCUAACUCUAACAUGUGUCUCUAGUCCGUCUACAAACCCCCCAAUUAUGAGAAAAGUCCAUCCUCUCCAUCUUUUGCCUGCUCCACUUUUCAGAAAAUGUGUGCUCAAACAGGCCGUUUGGAGAUUUUCCCUUCAUGACAUCACAAAGGGCAGUAGCCCCUCCCCCAGGUGGGUGACACUCCCACAGCUAGGUGUUUGUUCUGAACCUCUGAGUCUGCCUUCUCAACGUAAACAGUAGGACAUGGAGCGAGAAAGACCGAGUACACCCAAGCCCUUCCAGAGAGGGGGCGUGGUCAGACACAGCUCAUUUACAUAUUUAAAGGUACAGACACAGAAACAGCCUGUUCUGAGCAGGGCUGAAAUAGAGGGGUUUAUAGACAUGAUCAAAUACAGGAUCAGAGUGGAUUUAGAACAAGAAACUCCACACACAUGUUUUGAGGAGCUCUGAGACUUAUUUACACUGGUUGAAGAGGAGGAGGAUAUGUGACCUUUAAACUUUAAAAGAAGGAAGGCAGUGAAGUGAAGCACUGUUUUUUAAAAAUGUUUUUCUGAAAAUAUUUUUGUUUGAAUCUUUGCCAGCGAGCUGAUGCAAGAACAAGUUUUAAAAGUCCCACAUUUGACCAGUGCAGCUUUUAAUCUGUGCUGUGUUCAAACCCCUCACCUAAAGUAGAAUCACAAACAAAUGUUGACUUCUGAAUUAAAGGGUCUGAAUUGAUUGCAGUAUUUAAAUGAUUUUUUUUGUGGCUGUAUAUACAAAGAAAGAGAACUGAUUUUCUAAUCCUGAAAGAAUUCAAACGUGUUUUUUAUGAUUACUAAAAGUCCCUGCAUGAGUGUGAAAGUUUGUCACAUAACCUCCACUCUGGAUUUUGAGAGUGGAGUAAAUUCUCUAAAAAGCACAAUCCAGGCUUGUCUCCUCGACGGUUAGUGCGUCCAAAUUUAACAACAACUCUGUUAUUUAACAGAGGGUUAAAACACGUUGGUACCAACUGACCGUACGGCUCCACUGUUUCAGGCGAGGACGCUGGGGACCGCGCCAGAGCACUCAACUCGACACUUGACGGGUGUAUACUCACUGAAAACUGGGCUUGUCUAGAUUUUCUCCUGGACCUCUACACCCACUUUUGAUAGCAAAGUUUUCGCUUUAGGUGACAUAGCCUCAAUGAAUGCACCUGAUUGGAUAAACAUGCAGCUAGUCCUUGACUCAUUUGCAUAGAAUAAAAUAGAGCUCUGGUCGCCGCAACAAUCCCAAUAUGCACUGCGUGACUGCGUCUCCAGCUCUCCAUAGGAAAUGAAAAGAAAGCAUUGAGACGCGGCCCGUCUCUGGAACGAACGGACUGAAAACUUCCCCGUAGCGUGCUGCAGUAAGAAGCCUUUCUUGCCCUCCAGGUGGGCUGCUCUGUAAGUGUGUGACGUCUUGAAUAAAAGUCCAAAAAUAUCCGCUUUAAACCCGAUUCUAUCCAACAUGACCUUAUUGGGGACGUGCUUCUAAAAACGCUAAAUUCAGAUGAUUUCCAUCCUCUAAACCAAAUUUAAAUUUAGUGUUUAAUAUGUUGACGCACGUAGACAUCUUCAUUGUGACUACAUUGAUUUGUUUUGUAAUCUUUUUUGGAGAAAAUGGAGCUCUAUGUCACAAAAAUAAGAUACUAUAUCAUGCUUUGAAUCACACACAAUACUUAUUAACAGGAUGAAGGAAGUGUUUGUUGUUUUUUCGACUAAAUAUGUUGACAGAAAAUGUUUUUAUUUUAGUCCCUUAAAGACUGAGAAAGCUCCAAAACUUGUCCUAACAUUUUGAAAGGGUUAGAAAGUGGCAUGGACUUGGUUUGAAAUCUAAUUAAAAUGAGAGCACACGAGGUUGUAAUAAUGAUGCAAAUUUAAAAAUCAGCAGCACAUAACAUAACUGGAUAAUAGGUUCUAAAAUGUUGUGAAAAUGAAAUCUCUACUGAUUCAAAUGUUCCAAUCAAAAGCCCCUCACACUGCACUUACAUAAUCUCCUCCUGUAGUCACCGUCUUCCUCACAAAGAUGUUCUCUAUCCCCCCCAACGCGCAGCACAGCCGCUAAAAGCAGCUCAGGGUCGUCUCGAAUAUCUGAACUUGGUGGCACUGGAGUGCAUUAGUGGAGAGUUUUAAAAGAUUCAGACGGUCCAGCGGGGAUUGAAAGGCUUCUUCUGUUUGUCGUCCAUCAGCCCCCCUUUAGAGGACGAUGCGUGCACACCGGACAACAGAUGGAGCGAGCGUCCUGCAGGUUUUUCAUGUGUGAAGAUUUUUAUUUUCUUCCCCUUGAAUGAAUGUAGUCGGUGAAGAAUGUUUGUGUUUCUUUGCCUUUCAUUGCACCCAAGUGUAUUUCAACAGGGAGACAUUAAGAUUUAAGAAAACAACACGAGUCUCACAGAUAUUCAGUAUUUUCACCUUUAAAGCUCCUGUGAGGAACUUUUGCUAAUUUUGGCGACCCCUGUGGACAAAUCCUGAUUUUGUCCGGUUCAUGUUAAGGUAGCAUUUUUAAAACAGAGUUCUCAUGCUGCUUUCUUUCUAAAGUUGUGUCAUUUUUGCCUUUUAUUGGAUAGGACAGCUGACGAGAGACAGGAAGUGUUUGGAGGAGAGAGUAGGGGGGGACGAGAUGCAGCAAAGGGCAGAGGUCAGAUUUGAACCCAAAGCCGCAUAACCGCUAUCAGCGCUCCCAUGCUGCUUUAUUUUAUCAGUCAUAUUUACUACCCCUCGAGAGUCUUUGCCUGGGAAAAUGUAAAAAACGCUCCGUCUGACACCUACCCCCCCCCCCCCCCCCCCAACAGCUGAUUGGGCAUCAAAAAAGACGACAUAGAAAUAAUCAAUCUUGUAGCUGAUUGUCUCUCUAGUUUUUUCAGGACAUGUUGAGGCAUCAGUAUUAAUUUUAGUCUGUUUCUAAAAACUCCUCGUAGUAGCUUUAAAUGUCUCGGGGACAUAAAAGGAAAAGGAGGAAGAUGGAGUUGAACAAAACUUUGCUGACUUUGCAGUAUUUAGAGAACAACUAAGAACCGUCUGAGAAACAUGUCUGAGUCUAAAAUCCAAACCUGUUUACUGACAAAUUCCAAAAGUCUGAUACGACUGAAAACUGAACCUGUGCACACCGAAACGCCCAUGCAGGCUCCAGCUGAUCAGCAAAACAAAAACCCCAAACCCUAAGCCCCCUUUUCCAGUAAAUUCCAGGAAAGUCUGCCCCUGAAAUCUUCCUGAGUUGCUCUUUCCUACAUGUCACUCACAGCAGGAGAUUUUCCCCGACAGUUAGCAAAUCAUGACUUAAAAAGGACACAGCUGAAGUGAGUUGUGUUGUCACAGAUCCAAGAUGGCAGACGAAGAGAAGCUACAGAGUGUGACACUAAGAUGACAGUUUUUGAAGUUAUAUCUGCUGGUGCAGUUAGAAAUAGUCCCAAUAUAAAAAAGGAAGAGUGGAAAAGAACAAGGAGUCCAAAGAGGCGUCAUCACGUACACAAAGAUCGAACAACAGUCACAGGAUAUUAAAGAUCGCCUCUCCUGCCGACUCGCUCGCGGUGAACUUUCUUGAAUUAUAUUUUUUCUUCUGCGUUCACACCUCGGCUCACCUGACUUCUUUCCAAAAUUUCACUGAGGGGCCGACAGGGAAGAGUCUGGAUAAAGUCAGGGUGCAAAAGUCAGCUGUUUGCGUUCACACAUGCAGCUCAGCUUUGGGAAAUUUUCAAGAGUUUUUGUGUGAAAAGAGCAAAAAGAAAAACGAGGCAAGCUGUCCCCUGCUGUUUCCAGUCUUUGUGCUAAGCUCGGUCAGCUUAGCUGCUUGUGAUAGCUUCGUAUUUGACUCACAGAAACCACAGGUAGCAAUGAUCUCUUCUAACAAUCAGCAAGGAGAGGCAUAUUUUCCAAAAUGUCAUGGUGUAAUAAGUCUGUCCUAAAAAACUUGCAUAGAUAAAGAUACAAAAACUCAGCAGGUGUAACAUCCCGUUCAAACCCUCAGUACGACUUCAGAUAAAGUUAGAUUUAUUAAACAUGCAGGUUUAUUAAGAAGAAGGAGAUGCUGCAAAUGUCUGACAGAAGUGAAAGAUAUUCCUUUUUAAACUUUGGGGGGGAAAGCGUUUCACUUGAGCGCACUUUUUGUGUUCUUCGGUCUCCGUUUGUUCCCACUGCUUUGCCUUUCUUUCUGCAAAUAACAGGAAUGUGUUCUGUGAUGACAAAAAAGGUUUCUGCAUUGCUAUUCCUUUUCCAAAUAUGUUUUCUGAAGUCGCCUUUAACUGCAUUGAUUGUGACAGACUUUUUUGCUGUUUCUCCUCUGAGACGCGCUUGUACAAAAAGCACACAAAGACUGGAAAAAAAAAAAUCUGUGUGAAUGCUCAAUGGAUGGUUGUGUUUUGAAUUUGUAUUCCCACUGCAAAAUAAAAAGACAGUGUGUCUUGAACACUU
This is a messenger RNA of Labrus mixtus (cuckoo wrasse), 9687 nucleotides long. RefSeq names its product BCL2 associated athanogene 5 (gene bag5). Bases 463 to 1926 code for a protein of 487 amino acids. The record is from RefSeq and is a predicted model, not a curated record. The transcript is spliced from 3 exons. Gene Ontology annotation, molecular function: protein-folding chaperone binding; adenyl-nucleotide exchange factor activity. NCBI's taxonomy places the organism in Eukaryota, Metazoa, Chordata, Actinopteri, Labriformes, Labridae. Gene Ontology annotation, biological process: protein stabilization; regulation of inclusion body assembly; negative regulation of protein ubiquitination. Gene Ontology annotation, cellular component: nucleus; cytosol; cytoplasm.